UAAAAAUAAAAAUCAAUAAAUUAAAAAAAACCAAUAAUUGACUAAUUAUCAUUUUUAAUAGACUCAAAGUCAAAAUCACAUUGCCUAAACAGCACCUAAACAUCUCAAUCACUCAUCCACCUACUCAACCAAACAACUUUAAUAUUUUUUAUAACCUUAGAAAAACUACUAUCAAUGUCUGACAAAAUCUAACAAACUUUAGUCAACACUCCUGCUGCUUUAAGUGGCUUGGUGAUGGAAGAAUGCAACUUUAAUUAUAAUCUUUAAUAAAAUGCUAACAAUAUCUAAACUCAAAACUACUUCAAUACUACCUCAAGUCUCCCUCAAAAUGGUAUUCUUUACUCAAACUCUUUCAAUUCUUCGUAAUUACCUAAUAAUAUCAAAAUUAACACUUUGAAUGUCUUUGGAGAAUGCGGUAAUAAUAACGAUCCUAACUUUUUUAUGAACUCUUUUGACUAGGAGCCUUCUUCACCUCGCAACGAUUAUGCAUAUAUUAUAAAGAAGGAGUACUGUUUCUGCGAUUAAUAAGAAUAAUUAUUUUAAAAUACCUAAAAUUUUGAUUUUUUCAAUGAUAAACCUAAUAAUAGCUUCAAUAAUAAUUUAUUUAAUCGUCAUUCCUCAAAGAAUUAAUUUGGAAAUAAUUAAUCAAACAAUUCUAAAAAUAAUAAUCAAGGAGAUAAAUGUCUCUCUUUCUUUUUUGAUUGCAGUCCCAGCGUAAAUCCUUUCACCCAAGGAAUUAAUAAUAAUAUAUAUCCUUAAGACUGUGCUGGCCAAUAACAAUAAUAAUAAAAUUAAUUAGGACUCUGCCAAAACAUGAACAAUGUUAACCAAAAUAUGUUUGCUGAUAUCCCUCAACUUAUGAAAGCUGAUUCUAUUGUUGAUGGAAUUCAAAAUGAAAUUCCUGCUCAUUUCCUCUAAGAUAUAUCAUUCGAAAGAUCUUAAAGAAUCUAAUAAACCAGAUUUGCAGAGUCUGGCAAGAGCUAUCAAUUCGAUAACAGCUUCAACUUAGCUGGUUUCUAAUAAUCAUAAUCUUCCUAAAAUGGUAUUGCUUCAUAAAGUUAAAACUAAAUCUUUAGUCUUAUUAAAUAGAAUUAAAUUAUCUCAAAUUACCCUUAAUAAGAUUAAUUCCAAAACAUAGCAGAAGAAAUCAAUUUAUAAAUAAAUACCAAGAAAGAAGAGGAAACUUAGUCUACUGGUAAUUUUAAUCCCAAGCAAGAAUAAUACUAUAAUCUCAAUGGAUUCCCUUAUUAAGAUGAAUAAAAUGAAAAUUUCAACUUCAAGGGAAUCGAUUAAGUCAGCAAUCGUGAUUGCAGCACAAGAAGCCAUACUUAUUUCAAUUAAAAUUAGCAAAACAAUAUUGUAAGUGCAAGUAAUAUCGAUAGCACUGUAAAUGAUGAUGAAGAAUCUAAGAGCUGUAAGAAAGUGGACAAGAAGAAGAGAAUCUGCAAAAAGAAGGAAAAAAGCAAAGAAGCUUAGUCUCCUCUAGCUAUAAAAUUAGAAACUGAGAGAAUAGUAGAAUAAAAGGAAGAUCGUAAAAGAGGAAAAAAGACUUUGUAUUACAAGGGAAGUGAUGGAAAGUAGAAGAAAUUUGCUCGUAUUACUAAAAGUAUGAUUAGACCUGUAUGCAAUGCUGUAUGCAAGUACUUAAGAAGCUAUGGUGCCAAGGUAGAGAAGAUUGAUUGGCUCAAUUAGCUUCGUUCAUUUUUAAUUGAAAAUUCUAAAUUUAUUCCAACUGCCGUUGAUUUCUUUGAAAAUCACUUUGAAAAAUAUGUGAACAGUUCCCCUAAAUUAAUUGAAAAGAGUGAAUACUUGCUUUUUAAGGAGAAUUGGAUUAGAGGAGUUUCUGACCCUGCUAAUUUCAAAGGAUUAAAGCAAACAAAGUGA
Molecule: messenger RNA, 1884 nt
Organism: Tetrahymena thermophila SB210
Lineage: Eukaryota; Ciliophora; Oligohymenophorea; Hymenostomatida; Tetrahymenidae
Exons: 1
Source: RefSeq, a predicted model, not a curated record